This is a messenger RNA of Penicillium argentinense, 2013 nucleotides long. RefSeq lists its product as uncharacterized. NCBI's taxonomy places the organism in Eukaryota, Fungi, Ascomycota, Eurotiomycetes, Eurotiales, Aspergillaceae. The transcript has a single exon. The coding region runs from base 1 to 2013 and encodes 670 amino acids. The record is from RefSeq and is a predicted model, not a curated record.
AUGGAGUCUCCAACGCGUCCAGUCCUCAGUCCUCCCAAGGUCCUCCACCCGGUAUCGCCGGAACGCCUAAAUCAACAAACAAUUCCUGCCUCGCCCUCCCUCCCCGCAGAUCUUCUAUCGCUCCAUCAGAAAAGCACCAAAGGAGUCUCCGAGGUGCAAGCCAAAGUGGCUUUUCUCAACCAACUCUCUCGCCAGGCUAGCCCAGGUGCACAGAAUCAGGCCGCGGCCCAGAAUGCUGCUCUCCAGCGGGCCAUCCUCGGUCGUGAGGAGGCCGAGUCCGCACUCGAGUCCGUUCAGGAAGAGUUGUCGGAAGCACAAUUGCGUGAGCGCCGCAUUAGCGAGCGACUCGAGUCGCUACUAGAGGAGUUGCAUGGCACCAAAGAGCGCCAGGCCCACGAACGCUCGAUUUUCGAAAAGGAGAUCCGAAAGGCUCGCAAAGAGGCUUUCCGAGCGGGGUCGACUCUUGUUAAGCUGCAAGAGGAACUCAAGAACGCCAAGUCUGAAGCCAAGUCCCUCAGAGAGGAGGUUGCCGCAGAGCGUGAGUGUAAAGAUAAGGCGAAACAAGAGGCAUUCGAGCGCGCCUAUGCCCUCGCUGGUCUCACUGAGGAACUCGAAGUCCUGAAGGGCAAACUGCGAUCCAUGGAGGCCUCCAACCACUCUAACAGCCUCGAAGUUCGUGCACAUGAGAUUCGAAAAGAAGAUUUUGGCCGACUUUCCCUUGCUGAGGGCGAUCUCGCUUUCCUCGCAACCCCACGACGCCCUAAGCGAGCCGCCGUCGGAUCUGUGAAGUCCCCAGCCUCAGAGCUCGAAACCAUCGAUGCCGAAGCCACUCCUCCGAAACGACAGCGACUCUCAGAAUGCACUACAACCGCCGGCGACUACCAAGGCUCUAAUGAGCAGUCUUCAUCGGAAUUGGCCCGUGAAGCCAUGGAGGAUCUCCAGGACGAGCUUGAGCUUGAGAAACGCCGACGAAUCGAAGCAGAGGAAAUGGUGCAUUUCAUGAACAUCGAGUGUCAGUUCGAGCGCUGCUCCUGCCGCAUCGCUGAACACCAAGGCCGUCGUUAUAUCUACGACGAAGAAUACUUUGAAAAAUUCCAGAAGCCGCAGCUGGAUGCGCAGGCAGAGGCAGAGGCACAAGCAGAGGCAGCUCGUAAGGCUCGCUCUCUUGAUGAUGUCCCUCCUCCUGUCCCCGCCCAUUCAGAACCCGUCCACAACGAGCCUCAAACCAGCUACACCCCCAGUGUCGAUCCUCCCAGCCCAGUCCACGUAAAUACUGUUCAACAUACUCCUGUUCGCCGCCAGCCGGAGCCCGCGGUCAAGACUGAGCCGACUGAACCCCCGGAAAAGAUGCCUAUGCCCGCAGAGCCACUGGUCACCUUCUCACCAGAGACGGGGACUUUCACCACCUACCCGUCUCCUCUCCGCGAUAAUGUUCGACCUCGUCGGACUGACUCCUUUGCCUCGCCUGGGAUGAGAAGCUCUCAAGCCCACUCCCACCGUGGCUGGAGGAACUCGGCAGUUUCGACGACCUCCUUGAUUCAGCCUGUUGAGUCCUACACUCCAUCCGCUGAGCCGGUUCCCUCGAGAAUGGUGCACGCCGCGCCAUCCGAGGUUAUCGCUGAUGAACCCGCCCAUGUUCCUGAGCCCGAGGAAGUCCGACCUUCUCGACGACAAGAACGGGAGCAGUAUCGCCCUAACCCUGCCUUGACCAAACGUGUUCCGCUCCGUGACCCAACGAGUUCCCAGGGAUCCUCGUCCUUCGGCGACACUCCUAUCAACCGGGAGGAAGCGCUGGCCCAGAUAAGAGCGAGACGAAGCCGUGCCCGCAGUAAGCAGCGAUCAGUCAGUGCAAAUGAAGCUACUGGGCGAUCCGCUGGCUCUACGGGGAGUGUUCGAUCGACUCCCGGUCAGGGUGCAAAGCGAGUCCCUAACUUGCGCGCCGAUUCAAAUGGCGAGAAGGACGUGAGCGAGCGCAGGGACCUGAGUGCUCCUGUUCGCAUGUUUCGACGUUAA